Messenger RNA from Hibiscus syriacus, 755 nucleotides. Its product is annotated as 17.3 kDa class II heat shock protein-like. The transcript has a single exon. Gene Ontology annotation, biological process: protein folding; response to salt stress; protein complex oligomerization. The record is from RefSeq and is a predicted model, not a curated record. Lineage: Eukaryota; Viridiplantae; Streptophyta; Magnoliopsida; Malvales; Malvaceae. The coding region runs from base 103 to 573 and encodes 156 amino acids.
UUCACGAAUUACCAUCCAAGGAACGAAGUAAAUCGGCAUCCGAAAAUCGAAGCAAGAUCCAAACAAUCUCGGCCAAUAAUCCACCACAGGAAAAGGAGAAAAAUGGAUUUCAGAAUUGUGGGUUUAGACUCUCCGUUUCUUAGCUCUCUCCACCAAAUGAUGGAUCUUUCCGAAGACUCGGACAAGAUCCCCAACGCACCAUCCAAGGUUUACGUGCGUGAUGCCAAGGCCAUGGCCGCAACCCCAGCUGAUAUUAAAGAGUACCCCAAGUCUUACGCCUUCAUCAUCGACAUGCCGGGGCUGAAAUCAGGGGACAUCAAGGUGCAGGUGGAGGGCGACAAUGUGCUGUUGAUCAGUGGAGAGAGGAAGCGAGAGGAGGAGAAAGAAGGAGCCAAGUAUAUAAGGAUGGAGAGGCGGAUCGGCAAGUUCAUGCGCAAAUUUACACUGCCUGAGAAUGCCAAUACCGACGCUAUCUCUGCGGUUUGUCAAGAUGGGGUUCUAACUGUGACCGUGGAGAAACUGCCACCGCCUGAGCCUAAGAAACCCAAGACCAUCGAGGUCAAAAUUGCUUGAGCCAGUUUCACAAUUACGGUCGUUGCUAGUGUAGGCCUUUAAAUAAGUAGGCGGUUGUUGCCCUGUGAGUAGUUGUACUGUUUGCCGUGCUUGCUUUUGAAUUUGUUGUCUGAGCUCUCUUUGUUGUGCUGUUGAAAUCAUGAAAUGCAGUUGUUAUUAAAUACUACUAGUAUUUUCCUGUA